Phytophthora nicotianae INRA-310 is the source of this 5178-nucleotide messenger RNA. RefSeq lists its product as hypothetical. Lineage: Eukaryota; Oomycota; Peronosporomycetes; Peronosporales; Peronosporaceae. The record is from RefSeq and is a predicted model, not a curated record. Bases 36 to 5135 code for a protein of 1699 amino acids. The transcript has 3 exons.
GUUCUUCCAAAGUCGUUGCCAGUCCCUCCUGCAAGAUGGAUCGGAGAAGGAGCGGCAAUACCAAUGGAGGUCAUGGGGCAGGAGCAGCGUCCAUUAACAACAGCGAGUGCUGGGACUCUGUGUCAUACCUAGAAAGUGCCUUUCACCAUGGAUUCAUGCGGCUGCGACUCAAAACAGGAGACUUCGUCUACAACGAAGACCCACGACUCACGCGCGAGUUGGACGAAUUCUGUGAUGUAGACUCGAUGCACACACCCAAAGGUCCAGUGAUUCUACUAGGUGAGAGCGGGAUGGGGAAGAGUGCGUUCUUGGCAAAUUGGCUAGUUCGCCGGAAGAAAAUGUUUCAGAAUUGGCAAUCCUCGUAUCCCGAGUUCAUAUUUUCUCAUGUGGUGGGGUGUUCACGGCAAUCUUGUUCCGUAUCGAACCUACUAGAGCGUAUUUUACGCGAAAUUAAGGAAUAUUUCGAGCUCAACAAAGAGAUCCCGGACGUGGAAGAGCGACUGAGUUGGCAAUUCCCUCGCUUCUUAGAGGCAGCAUCGAAAAAAGGUCGUGUCAUUCUCGUAGUUGAUGGCCUUCAUCGCCUCCAUACAAACAACGGGGAAAGUAUUUUAAAAUGGGUGCCUCUCGCAUUUCCUCCAAAUGUUCGCAUCAUCUUCUCGGGGACACUCAAUUACCCAACUGCUAAGUUGUCCCAGGUUCUUAACAUCAGUGGAGCGACCCACACCGGUACUCGUGGUGAUGACGAGUGCGGUGUAGGAGGUGAUUACUACGAGAAAACGAGUCUCAGUGCUCAGAUGAUUGAGCGAAUAAAAAUGGAGGCCGGUCGUCGCAACUGGAAGCUCAUUCACGUGCUUCCUCUUGUUGAGGAGGAACGAAGACGUAUAGUAAGGAGGUUUAUCUCCAAGAACCGAGACAUUAGCUAUCAAGACGACAGUGGCUCACUACGAAAAGCAGGACUGCAGCUCUUUGAGAUUCAGCAAAAUGCCAUUGUCGGUGUACCCAUGAGCGCUAGUCCGCAUUUCCUAAAAAACUUCCUCUCUUGUCUGCUGUGGGCUGUGAAGGAGGGGUUCAAUAUCCACGCUGUCUUCGAAAGCUGGUUAGGUGCAGAUAGUGUAGCGCAGUUACUGGAAUCUGUGCUUCGUAGUAUGGAGACUGGUUAUACUCCGGAUCAAGCCUCAACCGAUGAUGCUAUGCAGUUCUUGUUAGAGUUCGAUGGAGAAGAUACUGUUGCUGCCGCUACUGCGAGUGCUGUAUCCAGUCGCAGGUCGUCAGUUAUAGGUGGAGACUCCGGUAGGAAAAAAUCGAUAAAUCAGACCGAUAAUCGCUCAAAGAUUGAAGCUGCGCGUGCUGCUGCAGAGGCGGCAGUUCGCGAGGCUAGCGACUCGAUGCGUGAUUCUCAAACUGAUGACACAAAGAACGUCAAAAAUGUUCAUGAACCCAAGCAAGUGUUUGUCAAUAUGGUACGCGCCGAUGGAACUCGACCGGCAUCUUCAGAAGGAGGAACAGCGUCAAUAGAUUCGUAUUCACCAGGAAAGGGUACAAAUGCUCUGCUCGAGGCUGCGCAGCACAGAUUAAAGCGGUUUUCAACGGAACCUCGAGCUGGGAUUAAUAAUCUGGGCGGCCGACCGGAUUAUUUAACAGGUGGACGCACUGUUGCUCCGCUUGGGGAUUUAUUGGGCCGAGCUCUGUGCCUCUUGUAUGUAUGCCGUCAUGGAUUAUUACUAAACGAGCUGCGAUUCAUCCUUAAUGCUGUCGUAACCGAGGUGCGUGGUAUUCAUCGCCCUCGAAACGAUAACGAAGCCACUGAAUUUGGCCACAGAGCAAGCCUAGCACAAGAACGGUUAACGGCAUUUUCAGAGGAUGAAUGGCAAGCUCUCUUACGAGCACUACGCACACUCGGUGUGCUUUUCGUCCAGGAGGUUGUGGUGCUACCUAUGUGCAACGAUAUCUUACGUGAUGUCAUUUGGUGGCGAUACAUUGGCAGUGAACGCGCUGAGCAACAGUAUCAUCAGUGGCUCAUUCGUUUCUUUCGUAUUCAUCCAACCACUUUCCGUCGAGUUGAGGAGCUUCCAUGGCAUCUAAAACGUUGCUAUCAAUGGGAUGCGCUGCGUCAAGUAUUGGUGAACUUGCCCAUGUUUCAGCUACUGUAUACUGCCAGCUACAAGGCCGAGCUUUUCGGGUACUGGAAAGUGCUCACCGAUGGUCCAUUACUCAAUUACGGAGCAGCUACCAGCGCAUCCGAUCCACCAGUAUACGUGAUGCCCUUCGACGUGGUCAAAGAGUACGGAAAGAGCAUCGAUGAUUGGUAUCGUAGUGCUCGUCCUACCACCAAAAACUUCACGGCUAUCGUACAGCUGAUCACGCGUUUCAUGUAUGAAUUCUGUCUGUCAUACCAACGCCCUUUACCCCAGUUCAUGCACGCCCCCUUCGACCUUAAGCGACUUUACUUGGAUGGCUUUCUGUUUGUCGAAAACUUGCCGCAUGUUCAAACAGUGAUUAGUUCAACUGGAGGAGCUGCAUCUACGUCACCCUCAACAGGAUCUUCCUCCUUUAGUGGCAUGACAGCAAUGACAAGUACUUCAACCGCUUCCUCUGCAUUACUUGCAGCAUUGGAGAAUUUCCCACCACAAGUAAACACUUUAACUGUUGGCACUGCCAGCUCUACUACCAAGGACAAGGACGCAUUUAAGAACUGCUUCUUUUUCUAUCAGCGGUGGAUCUGGAUUCAAUUUCCGUGGCUCGCACUGGGUCGUGACAUUAUCAUUCGAGACCCAAUCGUACAAAAUCCGAUCCUAGAAAAGGCAAAUGGGUCCAAUGUCAACAAUAAUAGUCCAGGUUUGACCACAAUGACGCAAACUACUUCAUCAAACGCAUUAAUCCCAUUGGGUUCAUCUCGCGGACACUCCGGAGAUGCGAUUGAUGAAGAAGUUAAACGACACGAUAGUGGCGAAGUGGCCGCUAAGGUCACGUCACUGACGCCGUCUCAAGCAUUAGCUCGAUCCGGGCUAUUUGAUGCAAGGUUUUGGGAUGUCAAAAAGAGUAUGUUUGACCCUACAACUCGUCGACCUCGAGGUGCAAUGACAACUUCUCAGCUUGCUUCAGUGAAAAAUGCAAGUGUCUUGAUGAAGUCAACACCAACGUCACUUGCCAGUCAAACUUUGGAUGUGAUAUCUCCGGAAAAUCUUUUCCGGAAGAAAAGUGCCUACACCACAGUGAAAAGUGUACUAGCAUCUUCUGUACGUCGUCUCCCCAGUGCAACAUUGAAAUCAUCGGCAUCGUUACCAACGUUGUCCGAACAACGCCAACUGAAUCCAACCUCAAACAACCGUAGCGAACCUACUGGCCAUACCGAUCCAACCAUAAUGGAGCCACCGUCACCCGUCUCUAAUACCAAUGGAAAGCCAAGUCUGACUUCAAAAGAGCUCAAGCUGGAAAGCAUAUCUAGUACAGAGGAUUUAAUGACGAUCGCCACAUCUUUUGGUCUGCCCGCACACUUCCAGGACUACCCACAGUCUGAGUGGGACCUAAAACAGUCCUACAACCAUCGCGUGGUACUCAAACUGCAAGCAUUGUACGAUUCCGUAAAGACUGAAGUUGCGCAAAAGCAAAAGUAUCUGCAAGACGUUAAACGAAAAACCCGCGAAACUUCACGUCGCUACGAAUUAACAAUGCGCGAGUGUGACAUGGCAAAGCACGCAGCGGAAGAAAUGAGCUCUCGUCUGGCAAAACUGGAACAGGUGAUGAAAAACAUCGAUCAGCAAGAGAAGACGCAUCGCAAACUCAUUCGCGGGUGCGAACUAUUCCCCGCUUGUGCUCCUGCGCACUUUGAAGCUAACAAGAAAGAGUUGCGUCUGCUGCAGAUGAAACUCAAGGACCUUCAAGACGAGAAAAAGGUGUUGUAUACGAAAAAGACCCAUUUGCAGAAUGAAGAACUCCCAAUUCUGCGCAAAGCUGUGGAAAAGAGCAAACGGUUGCUGUCUGCUGUAGUGGACAAACUGGAGCGUGCACGCGAGAAAGUAGCGCACGAUCAGGCCUCAUCGGUUAAGUUGUAUCAACGCAGACUGGAGAUGAUCGAAAAUGUUCGCUCAGCAAGUGGCAAAGGGGCCAAUGUGAGUACGGAGGAAGAAGCCCGACGACAAGCUCGACAAACAUUCAGCGCCACUACACGGUCACUGGCUACCAAAGUCGCCCUGCAGCAGUGUGAAUCCAUGUGUGACAAGAUCCAGAAAGCCACCGGGUUCUCGAAAAUGGAGCUCAUUUUUCAGAAAUUCUCGCGUCGGGAGGAGCUUAAUGCCAGUUUUGAAGAGCAAGCCAAGCUCUAUGAAGCUCGUCUUAAGCAGAUCAAACUGAACCAGGCGGAGCUGGAGGAGCAGUUGCAUUCUCUGGAGCUUUCACAAACCACGGCGUCAACGGAAGAUCCACGGGUCCUGGAACAAAAACUACGAGCUGCUGAAGUAGAACUCGCGCGUACCGAAUACACUCAGGCGAGCCUCCUCACAAGCUCCAAAGAGGUGAUCGCUGGAGCCGCGAGAAUAGUAAAACUAAUGGGUAUCACGAACUGCUCCGACCCGCAUCAAAACGCUAUACCAGCUUCUCGUCUCUGGCCACCACCCGUAGGCUACGAAGGCGAGAGGAGCCUCGCGUCUGAGUUUGAAACGCUGGAACCUCCUGCCAUCACUGCACUCCUCCAGCUUUGUCAAGACCGAGCGACUCUGAUGAUGGACGCGAUUGAGGGCGCAAGGAGCGACCCGGACGUCAACUUUUCUCUGAUCUCGGAGUCAUCGUCACGGCGUCGUCGGACAGUGCGUGGAGGUGACGAGAAGACCACGACACGAUCAAGUCGCUACCGACGGCCACCGCAGCUCAGCAGCGUGGCGGAGAAGAGCAAAGACAAGGAGAGAGAUAAGGAUCGAAUUGGUUUCGACCGCGGUGCCGUGCCACCGGCCAUUGGCGCUACCAUGCCCACGAUGGCGACUCAGCCCACUACACCAGAGCUAGAGGAGGGUGGUCAGGAGCCAGGAGAAGAGACGGAGGUGCUCUCAAGAGAGACCAUCAAGGCCUCGAGCAGGAACAAAUUAGCGCAGCGGAAGCGUGGCAAUAGCAAUGCUGGACCUAUUGAGGACCAUAAUGGGUAACUUGACGCUAAAAAAACUGUAAAAUUGGGUUUUGCUCGGACUA